AAGAUAAAGUACGUUAAUUAUUGUCAACAUGGAGAGGUGGGUCGGUCGGGUUGCGCUUGUUACCGGAGCCUCAGUGGGGAUAGGAGCGGCCAUCACAAGGGCUCUGGUCAAACAUGGAAUGAAAGUCGUGGGCUGUGCAAGAAACGUGCAACAGAUUGAGUCAAUACGUGAUGAACUGAAGGCUGAAAAGGGUCAACUGAUUCCAAUCAAAUGUGAUCUCACCAAAGAAGAGGAGAUCCUGGCAAUGUUUAAGCAGAUCCAGAAAGAUCUAGGGGGUGUAGAUGUGUGCAUUAACAACGCUGGACUAUCACACUGUGCGCCCUUGCUGUCUGGUAGCACUGCUGACUGGAAAAACAUGUUAGAUGUCAAUGUUCUGGGUCUUUGCAUAUGUACCAGGGAAGCCUUCCAACAAAUGCAGAAAAACAAAGUUGAUGAUGGUCACAUAAUUCUCAUAAACAGCAUGUCGGGGCACCGUGUAAUUCCAAAUGCAGCGGGUCAUUUCUACUCUGCUACAAAGUUUGCUGUAUCUGGAAUUUUGGAGGGCAUUAGGAAUGAACUUCAAGAGCUGAAUUCUCACAUACGGGUUACGGCUAUAAGCCCAGGGAUGGCAAAAACAGAAUUUGAAAUACGCAAUAUGAAAAGUAAAGAAGAAGGGGAGAGAAUCUAUGCAGAAUAUAAGUCUGUCAGUCCAGGGUUAGUGGCUACAGAAUUCCAGCAAAGAAUGCAUAAAAGUCCAGAAAUUGGGAAGAAAAUUUGUAGUCACUUUAAGUGCUUGGAAGCAGAAGAUUUGGCUGAUGCUGUCAUAUAUGCAUUAAGUGCACCAGCACAUGUACAGGUGCAUGACAUCUUGAUGAGACCAACUGAACAGAAAUCAUAAAUCAAAACUGAAAAAAAGCGACGAACAAUUAUUUGAUUGUUAACAAUAUACUGUCAAUUUCAUUAAUAAAUUGUUGGUUUUGAAUAUUUUUGAAUAUACAUGAGCAUCAGCUUUACUUACUGAAUACGCAUAUUUAUUUAGUAUAGUACAUGUAUGAACUAAUAAAUAAUAGAGCAGUAA
This is a messenger RNA of Magallana angulata, 1057 nucleotides long. RefSeq names its product dehydrogenase/reductase SDR family member 11-like. The transcript is spliced from 8 exons. Bases 29 to 877 code for a protein of 282 amino acids. Lineage: Eukaryota; Metazoa; Mollusca; Bivalvia; Ostreida; Ostreidae. The record is from RefSeq and is a predicted model, not a curated record. Gene Ontology annotation, molecular function: oxidoreductase activity.